Messenger RNA from Trematosphaeria pertusa, 2665 nucleotides. RefSeq lists its product as uncharacterized. The record is from RefSeq and is a predicted model, not a curated record. NCBI's taxonomy places the organism in Eukaryota, Fungi, Ascomycota, Dothideomycetes, Pleosporales, Trematosphaeriaceae. Bases 251 to 2533 code for a protein of 760 amino acids. The transcript has 3 exons.
GACGCACAUAAUAAUUAUCUUGGUAUGCUUCACAAAGACAGGAGUCUUACUCUUUCUACUGAGACUCACCUGAAUCCAUCGCUAUUUCCGGGUCAAGCAACGACAGUAACCGCUCUAGGAAGAACCACUUGUCGCAGUCUAGCGGCGGCGUUUGUCGCUUCCACUUAAGUGCGAUCGCACAAGAUUCGUAUCUUUUUUCCCCAAACGUCAGCUUCCCUGUCGGGUUGAUUCCGAAAAUCUAGGACGCCCAAUGUCGCUCUCGACCAAACCGCAGAUAGGUUUGUGGACGGACUGCAGCAGCAACCAGCGGCUGCAAAGACUACAAAGUGACUUUUGGGCGACGUGGCUCAAGACUGCCGUAGCGGUUAGCUUGACGCUGAGUACACCGUAUAUCUUCCGUAUCGUGCGAAGUACUAUUUCGGGCUUAUACCUGUGUUUGAGUCCUGGGCAGCCAAGGACAACUGGUCGUCGCGAUGUUGAUGACGAAACGCAACCCCUCAGAGUGCACGAUAUGGUUCAGAAAGCGAAGAGCAGCCGUGGUACUGCUACAAAGUUCUUUCGGGCUUUGCAGGAUAGAGACUCUCGAUUCGAAAGCCGCCAUUUGGCCUUGAUGGCCUUCGUCCUUUCCGUCUUUUUCUUCACUUUCCUCAUUCAGGUGGCGGUCGGCGGCAUAUUAUCCGAUCAGAUUGAAACCAACAGAGUCGCGUUGCUUGAUUCGGAAAGGUGUGGCCUAUUUGAGUAUGAUGCCGAAAGAGGAGGUGAAGAAGAUGCGGCCCGAGCCGAUAUAUGGAUGUCUGAGAAAGAGAGGCGCGCAGCGGAAUAUGCGCAGGAUUGUUACAGACCGGAUAAGGAGGCAAAAGCAAUGUCUUGCAGCUUCUUUUACAAUUCCACCAUUGGGUUCCGUCGAAGAGAAGACAAAUGCCCGUUCGACAUUGCGGACGUCUGCACGGGUGGCUAUCAACCGGGUUCCGCCGUCACGUUCGAUACUGGCCUUGUCGACUCCAGCGUGCUCGGCAUCAAUCACGAACCCACCCACAAAUUUCGAAGAACUACAACCUGCGCACCAUUGAGCGCUGAGAGGCCGUACGUGUGGCACUUUAGCAACAGUGCGACUGACCAUGGGUACCUUUACUACUACGGAUCACUUUACGAUACGACGAACUGUUCCAAAUCCAACCCUCGGCCUCCCGAGGCCAUUACCAACUACACAAUGAGAAUCACAGGUCACCCUUUUGAUUGGUUGGCACCUGUAUACCGCGUCAACACUUAUGCCACGUCGCUCCUAGACCCAAUGUGCGACUUCUAUCAACCGAUACCUGAUCUUCAAGCUCCAGGCCUCGAGGCCCCGCGAACGAAGACCCUGACGAUAAUUUUUGUCACUGCGCUGCAUAUUCUUUACAACAAGCGCAGCAACGAUCCUAUAUUUCCUGCCAACGAGCCCUUCCGGUACCCAGGUGACACGAAAGACUACUACUACAACUCCAGUCCCAAAGCCAGAGCCUUUGCGUGCAUUGACGAAACAUUGCUUUGUGGACCCUCGGGUUCUCCGUGCUGGACAGCCACGGACCCAAUACCAUCCGGGGUCGCGAACACAUCAGCGUACUGGCUUAUGAAGUAUGCUCUAAAGAAUUCGAACACAUACGACUCUAUCAAAUAUAGACUUGGGACCGCACUUCUCGCCCAACAACGAGUCGGACAGUCGAGAUCCCUCCCUUUGCCGGACGAUCACUGGGAGGCAGAGGCUGAACACCUCUUCAAAUCGUCACUCGCCCGUGCGCAGUUUGAUGCCUGGAGCAUAGCCAGCGGAGAAGAUCACGACGUUGCUACAUAUAAGGAUACCCUUCCCGACGAGGCCAGAGGCAAGGUCUGUGGCCUCUUCAAGUUCAAUAGCGUCGGAUAUGUCAACAUCCAGAUCUGGCCUUUCGCCUUGCUCCUGCUGGUUUUACCGGCGUCAGCACUAUUGAGUCGCGAGACGAAGCAGGUCCGGCACAUCCUUUGGAAGGUAUACAUCUCGUUGAAAGAAGGUGCGGAAACUCUACUCGGGAAAAGGGACGGACAUACCGCCGUGGCAGGUAAUCAGAUGGAAGACGAUGGUAGCGAUAGCGCUCUCAACGAAGGCUCGUCUGCCCACGGCCAUCAGGAAACAGAUGCGCAAUCGGUUGCAGAGUCCUCAACGGCAGCCGCACAGAGGUCCGAUGCAACUCUAGCUCGCACUCCUCUCAGCGCCACACGAAGAACCAGCAACCAGCCAAGCGACUACGGCAGCUUCACUAACAAUGGCACUAAUAACGGCGCCAGUCGGCCUCCGAGUUGUCUCUCGAAUACCGGUCCACAAAGGAGUAGGGGAAGCUCGUCAGGGCAAAGCGGAGAGGAUAUGAAUGACGAAUGGUUCCCCCUCCUUAUUCAUAGCAUCAUUCUCUACUGGGUACCAAUGGCGGUGAAGCAUACUGUAUGUAGCCCAAAAUACCUGGUCAAUUAUCUGAGAGGGCGGGACUCGCGGGCCCGAGUGAGAAUCGUAUCACUGCCGUCGUAGCUGGGAAGGUCGAAGGGGAUGAGCAUGUAGUAUACGAGAGCAGAUUAUAUUCCUGCCUUCUUUGGCUAUCAGCAAUAACCUGGAACAUCAAUUGAUUGCCGAUUACGACAAUAGGUUAUGCCAAGAAGUUUA